Naegleria lovaniensis is the source of this 1719-nucleotide messenger RNA. RefSeq lists its product as uncharacterized. NCBI's taxonomy places the organism in Eukaryota, Heterolobosea, Eutetramitea, Acrasida, Naegleriidae. Bases 1 to 1719 code for a protein of 572 amino acids. The transcript is spliced from 2 exons. The record is from RefSeq and is a predicted model, not a curated record.
AUGCUGCAACAACACCACGCCAAGCAUCCUGUCGAUGCCUCUGGAGGAUCGGUCAUCGGUAUCUCAAACAACACGAAUAUAAAUAGCAUGAAUCAUGAUCAUAACAAUAUGGACAAGUCAUUCUCAACAACUACUGAAAACACAACACAAUUAUAUUCAGCACCAUCAUCAUCAUCAUUGGGAUCCAACUACUCUCAGUUGAAAUGUGGUGUGUUGAAGGCUUCUCGUUUAGUAACAGAUGAAGAUGAUGCAACAACCUCCGAUUAUUAUACAACCUAUUACAAUAACUCGGCAUUAUUGGGUGAAGCUCAAACUGUUACAAGGAAAGUCUUUACAAAAAACAUUGUUCUUGCAUUGGGAAGAAAUGAAACCAAUAAUCUUGGCUUUACUUCGCAAAAUGCACAUGCCAUUUCGUAUCCAAAAUAUUUAAAUCCAAUUUUACGAUCGUGUGGUGUCAAGGAAGGUUAUGAACGUGUGGAAUCCAUUCACACACUAAGUAACGAUGAACGAGGAUACACGGUCUUUUUGACCAAUUUCCGAAAACAUUUUUAUGUUUGUGGAGGAGAAAUGAAAUCCAAGCAAAAGAAACAAAAGAAAAAGUCAAAUGACAAGAAGAAACAACACCAACAAGAAGAAUUAUUUCCGCCACUCUUGAAUCCAACUGCAGUUCCAUUUCUAUGGAAAGAUGAAGAUGAUUGCAUUCAACAAGUGGCUCUAGGUAAUCGACACUUCUUUGUGCUGACUAAAAAGAGGCUCUAUGGCAUGGGUUCGAAUAUGAAAUAUCAACUCGGGCUUCCAAAAAAGAAAUUCACAGAACAAUUAGUUCGAGUGAAUGUGAACAAUGGAGAUAUUGUCGAGAAUGUCGUGUGUGGAGUGAAUUGCUCAUUCUUUAUUACCAAUCUUGGAAAGAUUUUUUGCUGUGGUGACAAUGACUAUGGCAAGCUUGGAGUCUACAAGGAUGAAGUGUAUGUUCCAUGGCAAUUACCUCUCACUGGAGUCAAGAGUGUGCAUUGCGGUGGCUCUCAUACCAUUUUCAAAAAGAAGGAUGGUACCAUGUAUGCUGCAGGAAACAAUUUACUUGGGCAAUGUGGUAUUGGUAGCACAGAGCUGGUUCCAGGGCUGUCACGAAUUCCAACCUUCACAGAUUGUGAAAUUGUUUCUAUCAAGUGUGGUGAAAAUUUCACCAUGUUUUUAACCCUUUCUGGACAUGUAUAUAUUUGUGGAUAUUUUGGAUUUUCCACAAGCUCUAGCGUGGUGAAUACUGAUGAAUUUACCUAUACCUCACCAACGAGAAUUACAUUUUUUGAUUCAUUGAAUACUUUUGUCACUUCUAUUGAGUGUGGCUCAGAUUUUGCGUAUUUUGUGACUCAUCGUGGGGAUAUCUACGGUGCUGGUAGCAAUUAUUAUGGAGUUCUGGGAGAUUUUUCUUUGACAAGUUCCAUGAGUGAUGACGAUGAAGGUGCCAAUUCUGAAGAUGAAGAAGAAGAAUCAUUUUUUGAUAUCCACCAUGGUCAUUCUGACAGCAUACAAGUCAUUACUCGACUUGCAUGCUUUGAUAAAUAUCGUUCCAUUGCCACAAAAGGAUGGAAAGUAUGCUCCUCUGCAUGGAGUGAUAAUGCCUUCUUCAUUCGAGAAGUGAAUAAGGAAAUUGAACGAUUAUUGACAGAGUUAAUUUCAAAUACUCAAUUCUCUGACAUUACCUUAAUAACAACCAACUAG